Fusarium odoratissimum NRRL 54006 is the source of this 3138-nucleotide messenger RNA. RefSeq lists its product as uncharacterized. Bases 269 to 1786 code for a protein of 505 amino acids. The record is from RefSeq and is a predicted model, not a curated record. Lineage: Eukaryota; Fungi; Ascomycota; Sordariomycetes; Hypocreales; Nectriaceae. Gene Ontology annotation, biological process: CENP-A containing chromatin assembly; chromosome segregation. The transcript has a single exon.
UCCGAGAUCGUUACUGGUCCGUGCAUUCAAUUGCCCUUGGUUGGAUUGGUUUGAGACGCGAUUCCAAAGCGAAUAUCGCGUCUUAUCGAAGCGUUCAAGCACUGUUUAUCAACUUAAUCUGUCUAAAGGGCUAAUUAAUCAACCCAACCCAGUUAGACGUCAAUUAAGGGGGCAGCCUUGCGGUGUUUCUCAACGCAUGCCUCGUUCAACAUCUCAAAUGGUUACUGUGACUUUACCAUUGUAAACACAAACAACCAAACAAACAACAAUGGCCCGCUACUCUAUCCCAACAAAAGCCAGGCUUCCGUCAUCAUUACGAGUUGAUGCAUCUAAUCCUGCUGUUGUCAAGAGUCUCAAUAGACUCUCACGAGAGUCUCUUAUUUCCCUGGCACUAGACUGGCUUGACGAUGAGAGUCUCCCGAAUUCUAUUCCUUACAUUGAGAGGAGGGAUGAAGACGACGAUGAAGAAAAUGACGAUCUUUACCCUCCCUGUCAAACUAUUGACGAAUUACAACAACUUUAUUUCGAUAUGCAGCAACAAAAAGGGUCAAAAAGAGAUGUUGUCAGCCGUAUUGUUGAGGGCGAUUGGAGACUUGGCCUGACAUUAUUUCAACUAGCCAUGGCCGAUAUGGCCUAUUUCGAACAGAACCCAACAUCUCAAAAAUGGUCAGCCUAUCAGAUUCUGCCUCUUAAGCAGCCUUCUCAAGAUGCCGGCGAGGACCAGGUGCUCAGAGUCGACCAAGAAAGUUUGACAAUACCUCGGUUUCAUCCAUCAACGUUUCUCCAAAACCUUCAAACCCAUGUGCUACCUGACGUCAAGGCACAUUAUCACUUUCACCGACCUACAGCCAUACCUGUUCUACUACUGCGCAUUUUCGUCAUAGAUUCGCCCUACAACACGGACUUUGCUCUUUCAAGUCGGAACCCAAAUGGCACAGCAACAAACUUCGACUCUUCAAGGACAGUGUACAUUGCGUUUCCCGAUGGAUCACCUGCUUUGUACAUUACGAAAUCGCAAGCUACAGGCAACAGUGGCUCAGGAGAGUCUAAGAGUUUACAUAGCUUAAUCGUGGAUGGGGUACCCAAGGCUCUCUCACGCCCACGUGAACGAUACACUCUCAAAUCAGGAAACCUUCAAAGCAAGAACUUGGAUGCACUUCUAGAAAAGAAGGGAUCUGGACGCACAAACUCCGCAGGAGGUGGCUGGAGCAUCUACUCCAAUGAGGCCACAAAGAUAUCUCCAUUGGAUACCGUUAUUCCAACUCCACCACUAUCUCGAGAAUCAUCGUCCUCAAGUCUCAGCCUCAAGCGGGGAGUGUCAUUCACUGAAUCUGAACGAGUUGCAAAGAAAUCGAAAUUGGUUGCCAAGGCUCGGUUCGGCGAUUCGGGUUUUGUCACGGAUGGUAAAGGAGUGGAAAAGGUUGACAUCAUCAUACAGGAUCCAUUUCCUUCUACAAGUGAAGAUACUGGCGAUACAGAAGAGAAUGAAGAUGACGCCACGGCAGGGAGCAAGAAUCGACGAAAGAGCAAGAUUACGGCCGUUAUUCGAGAGGCGAAUAUCACAGCAGAAGAAGACAACGACGAUACCAUCUCUUCAGAUCGAUGGACACCAACUAUCAAAGUUACAUUUUCUGGAACACAUGUAUGGGCUGGCGUACGGCAACUUGUAGAGGCUGGCAUAAUAGAUGGAGAGCGGAUGCCGGGGUGGAUGACAGGAGAAGAGGGAGUAACAACAGGACUUGUGAGGCAUGGAAGAAUACGUGGAUACAAGGGCUCAGGGAUGUGAAACAAAUGUUGGAUCUAUAACGGCGCAUGGUCUAUGUCUUUCUUCUCUAUUUGAUACCCCCAUGACAACAUGACUGAUCAGCCAAUUCUUAGCUCUCUUCAAGUCCGAAAACUGUCACUGUGUUCUUCCAUGCGGCUUCACAAACUUCCUCGAUACUAACUCCCUUGAUACCUGCGAUGAUCUUGGCGACACGCUCGAUAUUGCAGGGUUCGUUGCGCCCCUUCACCAUGGCUCCCUCUUCCCACUUCUCCUUCUUGACAGUCUUGUAUCGUUCCGGGACCUCCGGCUCUUUCUUCUGGUUCUUCUUCGACUGCUUUUGCGGUUUUUGUGCAGAUUCAGCGGUAGCAGCAGUCCCACUCUGUUGGUUCUCGGAAUUAGGCGUCUCUUUCUUCUCGAUCAGAUACUUGUAGCCCUCGUGGCUUGGUCGCACCUCACACCAUGGUCCAUCGGUCUCAAUCAUAAGACGGUCGAGGUGAACUUCCUUGACAACAGCGCAGUUCUCUACAGUCUUGAAGCUGCAUCCAUUGAUACCAAUGUAUAGACCCAAGUCCAUCAACUCGCGCAUCUCCUCAGCUGUGCCAGUGAAACUAUGCACUACGCCGCCCUUCUCCAACUUCUCUAGCUUCUCACCAAAAGCCUCCUUCAGAAGCCGAACAAAGUCAUUGUGGGCCGCGCGAGAGUGGAGGAACAAGGGGAGCUGAGGAGAUAUCGACGCAGCAACCUGGAGCUGAGCUGCGAAGGAAUGGAGCUGGAUGCUCUUCGAGCAGUAAUGCAGUCGAUCAUAGUCAAGCCCAAACUCACCCAUAGCCACAAGGCUCUUCUGACCUGAUGCUUGGGCCUCUUUCACCAAAGAAGUCAAGUCUCUGAUGAGUUUACCAGUCUUUGUUGGGCAAGGGGGGUGCUCUUCCGAGACUGGAGCUGAAGGAUCGGGAUCACAUGGUGUUGUGUGCUCAGACUCGUGAGAAGGACCCGCUUCACUGAAGACGGAGCUGCUACAGGGAUGAAUGCCUGCAGUCCCGAAGAUAGUUCCGGCUGUGGGUGAUGUUAGUCUUGUUAUCAGAUUGAUAAACAGGGGUGAGACUCACCAUACUCUCUGGCAAGGGUUAGGGCAUCUCGAGAGUUGCCAAGGUCUGAGCCGGUCACUAUAAGUUUUGUACAACCAACUUCACGGGCUCUUCCGAUAAUAGCAUCGAGAUCGUCGGGGUGUCGCUCUUUGCCGUGGUAUUUGCCUCGGAAGAUGGGAUCGGUCAAGUUGAUGCCAAUCUACUAGUAACGCUAUGUGUUAACGGGAUCUGAUAUUGGAUGUAUAUUGGGUGAUUGACAUACAUCGAUGUAUCUAGGUUUGUAACUGG